Messenger RNA from Spinacia oleracea (spinach), 2886 nucleotides. Its product is annotated as ubiquitin carboxyl-terminal hydrolase 14. NCBI's taxonomy places the organism in Eukaryota, Viridiplantae, Streptophyta, Magnoliopsida, Caryophyllales, Amaranthaceae. The transcript is spliced from 19 exons. Gene Ontology annotation, biological process: protein deubiquitination. Bases 176 to 2572 code for a protein of 798 amino acids. The record is from RefSeq and is a predicted model, not a curated record. Gene Ontology annotation, molecular function: cysteine-type deubiquitinase activity; zinc ion binding; protein binding.
CUAUGUUUUUAUUACUUGGUGAAACGAAAUUGAUUGAAAUUGAACCUUGUGUGUGUAUGAACGAAAGUUUGUUCUUCAUUUCGCUCGGCGCAAACUCAGUCGAUAGAGCUUAGGGCAAACCCACUCGUCCAGUUGUUCCUUCAUUUCUACUCUCUUUCUCUUUUCUUUCAUAAAAAUGGUGGACGCCAUGGAUAUGCUGAGAACGUACCUCUCAGGUGUUCGUAUUCCUGGGCCAACCAAUCGCAUCUUCAAACAUGAAUGCUGUGUUUCAUUCGAUACUCCAAAAUCUGAAGGCGGAUUGUACGUGGAUAUGUCUUCUUUCCUUGCUUUUGGGAAAGAUUUUGUGCUUUGGAACUACGAGAAGACCAGACAUCCAGUGUAUCUGCAUAUCAAGCAGACAAAGAAGGUGGUCGCAGAAGACAGGCCUUCAAAGAAGCCUACUAUUUUGGCCAUUGGUGUAGAGGGAGGUUUUGGUAGCAGUGAACCUGAUUAUGAAGAAUCAUACAACAUUGUUAUAUUGCCAGACUAUGCUAGUCUUCCAUUUCCUUCGGUGGACUUACCAGAAAAGGUAAGGUUAGCUGUUGAUGCUAUUAUAUUGGCCGAGGGUGCUGAGAAAAAGGAGCAAGUUGCAGCCUGGGUAGCUGAGAAGCACGUCAGUGCAUAUGCCAUGUGUUUGCCACAGAUUGAGAGUAGCACUGUCAUUCCUCCAUCUGGGUGGAAAUGUGCAAAGUGUGAUAAAACAGAAAAUCUCUGGUUAAAUCUAACAGAUGGGAUGAUCCUCUGUGGUAGGAAAAAUUGGGAUGGAACUGGUGGCAACAACCAUGCUGUCGAGCAUUACAAUGAGACAAAAUACCCACUUGCUGUGAAGCUUGGCACAAUAACUGCUGAUCUAGAAGCUGCAGAUGUUUUCUCUUAUGCGGAGGAUGAAAGUGUCAUUGACCCACUUCUUCCAAAGCACUUGGCACACUUUGGGAUUGAUUUUUCUUCAUUGCAAAAGACUGAAAUGACUACUGCGGAGAGGGAGCUUGACCAGAAUACGAACUUUGAUUGGAACCGGCUUCAAGAAAGUGCUGAUGCACUUCAGCCAAUAUUUGGCCCAGGUUAUACCGGACUUGUAAAUCUUGGCAAUAGCUGUUAUCUGGCAGCAACCAUGCAAGUAGCAUUUACCACACAAGCUUUUAUUUCUAGAUAUUAUGCAAAUCAAAGCUUGAAAAGUUCUUUUGAUGCUGCUCCUGCUGAUCCUACAGUGGACCUGAAUAUGCAGUUGACAAAACUAGGUCAUGGAUUGCUAUCUGGGAGAUAUUCAAUUCCAUCAUCAGAGAAACAGGAAGGUAUUCCUCCCCGGAUGUUCAAGACAGUUAUUGCUGCCAGUCAUCCAGAGUUUUCUACCAUGAGACAGCAGGAUGCAUUAGAGUUUUUCCUACAUCUUCUAGAACAAGUCGAGCGGGUUAAUGCUGGGAAUACAAAACUGGAUCCCUCGAGAAAUUUCAAGUUCGGCAUUGAAGAUAGAAUUCAGUGCCCUUCUGGAAAGGUUACCUAUAAUAGGCGAUAUGACUACAUUCUUUCUCUCAACAUCCCAUUGCAUGCGGCUACGAAUAAAGAUCAAUUAGAAGCUUUCCAGAAAUUGAAAUCUCAAGCAGAAUCCGAAGGAAAAGACUUGGCUGCAGCUGAAGUAGUUCGUCCAAGGGUGCCAUUAGAAGCUUGCCUAGCUAGCUACUCAUCUCCUGAGGAGGUGAUGGAUUUCUUCAGCACUGCGUUGAAGGCUAAGACAACAGCAACGAAAACUACUGGUCUUACAUCCUUUCCUGAUUAUUUGGUCUUGCACAUGAGGAAAUUUGUUAUGGAGGAUGGAUGGGUGCCCAAAAAGCUUGAUGUCUACAUAGAUGUACCUGAUAUUAUUGAUAUCAGUCACAUGCGGAGCAAGGGUCUUCUACCCGGAGAAGAGCUUUUACCUGAAAGUGGUGGGGCAGGUGAUGUUGAGGCAGAAUCUGCCAGACUCGUUGCCGAUGAGCAAAUAGUUUCUCAGCUUCUGUCUAUGGGGUUUGGCCAAUUACCUUGUGAGAAGGCUGCCAUUUAUACUUCUAAUGCUGGAGUUGAAGAGGCAAUGAAUUGGCUGCUUUCACACAUGGAUGAUCCUGAUAUCAAUGAUCCUAUAUCACACACAUCUCAAAAUGCUGUUGCUUCUGUUGACCAAUCACAUGUUGAUACUUUAGUUUCAUUUGGUUUUCAAGAAGAUGUUGCUAGAAAGGCUCUAAUGGCUACGGGCGGAGAUAUUGAGAAAGCAACUGACUGGAUUUUUAACAGUCCUGAUGCUAUUUCUACAUCACACAUGGAUACUUCGAGCAGUGGCGCUACAUCUGCUGAUAAUGAGCUACCAGAUGGAUCUGGAAGAUAUCGGCUUCUUGGAUUUGUGAGUCACAUGGGAACUUCAACCCAUUGUGGCCAUUACGUCGCUCACAUCUAUAAAGAGGGAAAAUGGGUACUAUACAAUGACGAGAAAGUUGGAGCUUCUGUCAACCCUCCAAAGGACAUGGGAUACUUGUACUUUUUUGAGAGACUGACUGAUUGUUGAUGUAUCCAAUUCAUAUCCAACAUAUCACAUCUCUUCAGAGUACGUGUCAACAUUUUAGGAAAACUAUAAUUCUAUUUUACAUAGUCAGCAAAAAAGUUAUUUGAUUGAAUUUUUUUGCUAAGAUCUCUGUUUAAGAGUAUAGUUGAAUAACUGCUACCUUAGAAUUUAGUGGGCAUUCAUAGUGGAAUUAUAUUCAGGAAUUGUAGUGAAUUUUUGAGUUUUAUAGGAAACACUGCAAUUUAGAGGUACUGAUCAAUUGCAUGACAUGAUGCACAACUACAGGCUUAAAGUUGACUCAGGGCUGACUUUGCUCA